Messenger RNA from Brassica rapa (field mustard), 7664 nucleotides. Its product is annotated as protein NRT1/ PTR FAMILY 4.2. NCBI's taxonomy places the organism in Eukaryota, Viridiplantae, Streptophyta, Magnoliopsida, Brassicales, Brassicaceae. Gene Ontology annotation, cellular component: membrane. Gene Ontology annotation, molecular function: transmembrane transporter activity. The record is from RefSeq and is a predicted model, not a curated record. Gene Ontology annotation, biological process: transmembrane transport.
AAAUACAUAAGAUUUAAACAAUUAAUUAAUUAUAACAUGUAAAUUAUAAAAUUAUUGUAUUUGAAAUAGUUAUAUAAAUAUUUAAGUAUAUGAUUAACAUUAAAAAUAUAUAUCACUUAUUUUCUAAAACAAUAAUUUAUGUAUAGAAAAUUGAAAACAAACACCCGUGCGGUUGCACGGGUCAAAAUCUAGUUACUUUAUUAAAAUGUCCCAUAAAACUUAUUGUUCCAUCACCAUAAGAAAUAUUAUAAAACAGCAAACAUUAGCUCGUUUCUUCAAGAACAUAGUUGAAGAUUAAAACCAAAAGUCGGUUUAUAGGAACUCUGAAUUAACAAUGCGAACAAUAUGGUUAAAAUGAAAAUAAUAACUUACUUCCUAUAUUGUCAUAAUAUCACGUACAUUUAGUAUGACACACACAUAUCACGGUCUUUUUAGCACCUGUUUAUGUAAUUAUUCAUCUCUUCAGAGCAUUCAUGAUUCUAGAUCAAUCAUAAUUGAUAUCUGAUCGAAUAUAAUACCGGCGAUAUUGAUAAGCAUUAUGUAACAUACCGUGUCUAAUUUCAGAAAGUAAUGAGCCCCACAACCAAAAUUUUACUCUCAUCGACAACUCCCACAAACUUAUUUUUUUAACCAGUUCUCCACCUAAAUUAAAUAAUCCAGUCUAGACUGUCUAGUUACACAAAACUAAUAAAAUCAGUAUAAUCACGUUUCGUAAUCUUAAUAGCAUUUUAAAAACUGCGGUAACCUACCCAUAACCAUUAAACCUGAUCAUGACCUGUCAACGUUAAACCUUAUUUCUCACGUUUUUGAAUUAUAUCUCCCUCGUCACCUUCCUUCGACUUAAUAGAGAGACGACGUUACAGAGAGAGCGAGAGAUGAUUGGACAGAGAGAGACAAUUGAACAGAGAGCUGAUCCCUUAAGCGUAUCUAUCUAGCGACGAUGGCCACUGAAAUAGAGAGCUGAGCACUUGAGCGUAUGCAGACUUAAAAAUAUUCAAACUCCAAUGAAAAAGCUCCUGCUUGGGCUCCUUUACGUUAUAAAUACAUGUUUGUGAAAUCAAGAUAUAAGAAGAAAACUGUUUGUCUUUGAAAAAAAAAUAGAACAUAGCCUCUCUGGUACUGACACUUCUUAAUAAUAUGCAUCAGCAUACACAGCAAAAUGAACAAUGUAUAAUUAGAUAUAUAUACCGAGACAUUAUUUGAAAAGUGAUUUACUUAGGUGUUUUCAGGACCGGCUCAAUGGUGGGCAAAAAAAAAAAAAAUUUCUAAACUAUUAUUUUUCUUUAAAAAAUCUGAUAGAUAUAUAUAUAUUUUAAAAUACCAGAAGUAUUUUUAAAAAUAAAUCUAUGGAAAUAAAAAAAUACUUUCGUACAAAAAAAAUUUGGACCCCUUUUCUUAUUUUUAAUAUAAAAAUACAUGUAUUUUUUAAAAAAUCGAGUCCGUGCCUAUUAAGAAAUAGGGGGACUACGGAUUGGGCCCGAGGCGGUCGCACCGCUCGCCCCCUAUCUAAGCCGGCUCUGGGUGUUUUCACCACAAUCAUACUAACAAAUAAACGAUGACAUGUACUAUUAAAAAUGAUAACAUGGAUCCUAUGUAAUUAUGAUUUGGUUUAACACAAUUAUUACAUAUAAAGUUCAAUUAUAAAAAUUCAAAUAUAAAAAUAAUAGAUAUAUGGUAGUUACUAUAAUUAUAAAAUUAUAUGCAUCAAUAUACACAACAAAAGGAACAAUAUAUAUAUCUUUAAAUAUAUAUAUCAUAUACAUUUUUGUUUAGGUGUUUUCACCACAAUCAUUCUAACAAAUAAAUGAUGACAUGUACUAUUAAAAAUGAUAACAUAGAUCCUAUGUUAUUAUGAUUUGGCUUAACACAAUUAUGACAUAAAGUUCGAUUAUAGAAAUAUAAAAUAAUAAAUAUAUAGUCGUUACUAUGAUUAUAAAAUUAUAUGCAUCAGUAUACACAACAAAAGGAACAAUGGUAUAUCUUUAAAGAUAUAUAUAUAUAUAUAUAUAUUAUCUGAGAAGUGAUUUGUUUAGGUGUUUUCACCACAAUCAUUCUAAGAAAUAAAUGAUGACAUGUACUAUUAAAGAUGAUAACAUAGAUCCUAUGUAAUUAUGAUUUGGUUUAACACAAUUAUGACAUAAAGUUUAAUUAUAGAAAUAUAAAAUAAUAAAUAUAUAGUAGUUACUAUAAUUAUAAAAUUAUAUGCAUUAGUAUACACAUCAAAAGGAAGAAUGUAUAUCUUAAAAAAAAUAAAAAAAAAUAUAUAUAUAUAUAUAUAUAUAUAUAUUUCCUAUACAUUAUUUGAAAAAAGAUUUGUUUAGGUUUUUUUACCACAAUCAUUCUAACAAAUAAAUAAUGACAUGUACUAUUAAAAAUAAUAACAUGGAUCUUAUGUAAUUAUGAUUUGGCUUAACACAACUAUGACAUAAAGUUCAAUUAAAAAUAUUCAAAUAUAAAAUAAUAACUAUAUGGUAGUUACUAUAAUUAUACUGAUGCAUAUACAAACUUGACUAUUCAUAUAUGAAUAGUCAGAUGACAUAAAUCAUCUGUUGUGACUUGUAAGCUAUAUUGUAAGAAUAUUUUUAGCCAUAAAACCUCUUUAACUAAUGCUAAACGCGCAAUGAACGUAGCCUCCAUUGAGGAUAAAGCUGUGCAUGAUAAUAAACAAAAAUCAGAAAGGCUAAAUUAGAAAGUAGAUUGGAAAAUACAAUACUCAAUAACAGGAGCAAGAUCUACUGCAAUCGAAUUAUAUAUUACAACAAAAGCUAAGAAGUUACUCUUUCUCUUAAUAUGUAAAUGUGAGAAAUAAAUAUAGUAUAAAUUGCUUAUCUAAAAAAUUUAAAUAUUAAUUGAUCUUAUGGAUUUCUUUCAUAUUACCAAUAAGUUAAAUAGGUUUAUAUAUUUCCUUUGUAAAAAUAUCUAAAUUUGUUAGCAUGUUUGAGAAUCUAAUAUUGAUUGAUAGUUGUUUAGAUACAUAUAAAUAGUUAUUAUAAUCUACUAAUUUAGAGUUAUCAUUUUAUAAAAUACAUCCACGUAUAAACGCAUACACAAACUAUUUGUAUUUCAUAUAACCAAGCUAUGAAGAAUGAAAUAGAAGAGAGGUUUGAAGAUUGGAAAGGUAGAGAGGCAAUCCCUGGCAAACAUGGUGGGAUCGGACCGGCAGCUAUUGCUUGCGUUGUAGAGGUGAUGGAAAACAUAGUGUUCGUUGCUAAUGGAUUCAAUUUCGUUGAAUACUUCAUGAGUUCGAUGCACUAUUCACCAGCCACAGCAGCAAACAUGGUCACUAACUUUAUGGGAACAACGUUUUUGCUCACUCUUCUUGGUGGUUUUAUUGCCGAUUCUUUCCUCACUAAUUUCACAACUUUCAUCAUCUUUUGUUGCUUAGAACUCAUGGGAUUAAUCUUGCUGACAUUCCAAUCUUAUAGCCCGAAGCUCCAGCCUGAGAGUGAUAAAACACCCUCAACUCUUCAAGCAACGAUUCUUUUUACAGGACUUUAUGCGAUGGCUUUUGGUGCUGGCGGUAUCAAAGCCUCGUUGCCCACCCAUGGAGGCGAUCAACUUGACAGGGGAAAUCCAAGACUGAUCUCAAGAUUCUUUAAUUGGUUUUACUUCUCUAUAUGUUGUGGAUCCAUCUUGGCAGUAACUAUCGUGGUGUCAAUCGAGGAGAGCAAAGGUUGGUUUUGGAGCUUUACUAUCUCAGCCGGGACUCUAGCCCUUGCACUCUUUAUUUUCAUGGCAGGGUUACCGUUUUAUCGAUUCAAGUCUCCUACUGGAAGUUCAUUGACAAGGAUCACAAAAGUGAUUGUUUCUGCUGCACGAAACCGAAAUAAGACUGAUUUGGAUGAGGAGAUGAUACAAAGUCUUAUCUCUACAGACGAGGGCAUUUCUCAUACCAAGUUGAAGUGUUUAGAUAAAGCAAUGUUGAACAAAAACAUCUCAGCAAUAGAAGUUGCGGAAACAAGAACAUUUUUGGGUCUCCUACCAAUCUUUUUUAGCACGAUUGCUAUGAACUGCUGCUUGGCACAACUAUCGACCUUCUCGGUACAACAAGGCAUGAUCAUGGACAGAAAACUCUUUGGUUCCUUCGAGAUCCCCGUGCCUUCUCUAGUCGCUAUUCCUCUACUCCUCGUGAUUUUAUCUUCACCUUUAUAUGACUAUUUUGGAAAAAGAAUCUCAUUAGACAUAUCACCAAGCUUUAAUUUAUAUCGCAUCAGACUUGGCCUAGCUCUCUCAUCUUUUUCGAUGGUGAUUGCAGCGAUUGUGGAGACGACGAGGAAAUAUGUAGCGGUUCAUUACGACUUCAAAAUAUCUGUUUUAUGGCUAAUGGUUCAGUAUCUCUUGCUAACUGUGGCUGAUACGUUGGCAUUUGGAGGGAUGCUAGAUUUCUUUUAUAGAGAAGCUCCAUCGAACAUGAAGAGUAUGAGCACGGCAUUGGGCUGGUGUUCGACCGCAUUUGGUUUCUUCCUUAGCACAGCUCUUGUGGAAGUUACCAAUACCAUCACAGGUUGGCUUGGCCAUCAAUGGCUUGGUGGAGAAGAUCUCAACGAGACAAGUCUUGAAUUGUUUUAUGUGGUCCUUUUUGUUCUUAAUACUCUUAAUCUCCUUAACUAUAACUUCUGGAUGAAAGGAUAUUAAGCGAAUAACGAAAUAGUAAAGUAUCAAAUAUGUAUGAAUUAUGUCAAAAAUGUCCAUGAGAUAUAGUUCUAGUAUUAUCUAGUAUGUUGUAUUAUUUUGAUAUGUCAUCAUCCAGAUUCAACAUGAAUAUCAUAAAUAUUGUUGACAAAUUAAAUGAAUUUUGAAAAUAUUUAUUCAUAAAAUACUGAGUUUCACAAAGAAGCUUUGAAUUAUUAUUUUACUGCAAAAAAUAAAUUAUGUAUACUGGGAAUCAGUUGCAUGUUAUGCAUCACAUUCUUUAAACCUUUUACUUUUAGGGUUGACAUAGUUGGCAAUUGGCAUAAUCACCAUUAUACGUACAGCGGAAUUGGUUUGGUGUAUAUAUAUCUGUUCUGUGAAACGAAACAAAAAAAAAUUGUGCAAGGAAACGAGUAACGGUCUUAUAGUGACGCAUAAAAUCACAUGAGAAAUGCUCUGAUUCCGUAGCUACACCAACUUAUGUCUUCAUCUUCAUUGUUGCAGUUUCUUUUUUCUUUUUUUUAGUGAAACUUUUUAUUUAUUGAUUUUGAACCCUAAACGGCAACCAAAACAGUAACCUCCGGCUGGGAUUAAAGACAAAUAGUGGCUAAGUGGAAGGGAAAAAGUAGGUGACAUCUGACUUUCCUCUAGUCCGAAAUUAUUAGCUCUACAUGUGGCCACGCGGAUAUGGGUCCAUGCUUACGGCCCAUUUGAGUACCCGGAAGAGGAUCCAUCCGUAGGUUGCACCUUCUACCCGGGAGUUAGGUCUGUGUUUUUAAUAGAUCAGGGUUUAACCCUUUAAAAAAAAAAAGUAGGUGACAUCGGGGAGGAAGAGAGAACACCUGUGGACGUGAGCAUAAAAACAGAGCCAUCGCCGGAAGAAGAGUUGAGCGCCGGGUUGUCCAGAUCUGGCACAUAGAGCCCCUGGAAAUAGGAUAAUAAUCCUAUCUACCGGAUCUGGUCUUUCUCGUUGAAGUCUGACCCACGGCCAAUUGCCUACAGCCAUAGAAAUAGCUGACCGCCGCCUUCCACAUCUGGACCAGCUAUUUAGCCGCAUUUGCCAGCUCCACUCUCAGAGUUCGGUAUUGCUUUUAUUCAUGCACAUGUUCAAUAUGUCUAGUCUACCACAAUGGACCAAAGUAAAUUAGACCUUGAAGAUAGUAAAUAUAUUACUAAUAUAAGCGGAGAACGUACCACUGUAUCAAUCACGGACUUGUUCACAUUCUUCAAGAAGAUGGCAUGAGCCUGUAAAUAUUAAAACCACACCACAAAAGAAGAGAUGGGUAUUGCAUGCUUUUGUUAGGUUGCAGAUAAAUUUUAUAUUAAACAUGCAAGUUAGAGAUGGCAAAAUGUCGACAAAUGCCUUAACAGGACCUCAGAUGGAUACAAUAGAAGACUCAAUGAGACAACCGUAAGCUUCCCAUGGAGCAAUCAAGUAAGGAUGAUAAUCGUUAGCUCAGUGACCAGCUAGGACAUGCUAAAAUAAAUUGCAAUUACAUAUAUGAUAUUUAGCAGUACAUAAAUGUGAAUACAAUCUAUAUAUUUUACAAAACUGAUUGUUUUACUGAAUUAUAAACCAUAUAUUUGAAAUUUCAAUCCAAUAAGGUGAGAAACCUUUUUAUUAGCACCCACUUGGUCAAUCAAAUCUGGAUUCAUAAAAUCCCAACAUUUGUUUCUAUACGUGUCACGAACAUCUUCACAUGAAUUGUAGCAGUCAGGCUUUUGUCCUGCAAGGAAAAACAACAUACGUCACAUGAAAGCUAGGAAAGAAAGAUUGAAAACAAGCCAUCAAUUAUUCUGAAAUGAAACUCUUCCCCUCAAACUGUUGUGGUUGCUUCACUGUGAAAAUGAAUCUCUGUGGGUAUCUUGGAUGAAAAGAAACAGGCUAAAAGGUGCAAGCUUUUGGAGCUUUGGUGAGAAGAAGCACCAGUCUUGGAUUUGGAAAUCCAUCCUUCGCAUCCGGCCCUUAGCUGAACAAUUUUUAAUUAAGAUGCGAAGUGAGAAAUGGUAUUUCGGCCAGCUUCUGGUAUGAUCAUUGGCUGCCACUAGGUCCUCUGAUCAGGUUCUUUGGUUAUAAUGGGCCUCAGUAUCUCCGUAUACCGCUGAAUGCAACAAUCAGAGAGAGAGAGAGAGAGAGCUGUCCAAGCAAUGGCUGGCUUAUCCGUCCUGCCAGAUCGCCUAAAGCGGAGCAUCUUCAGGUGCUCUGUUCAGUGCCGCUACCAGCUCAAUCUGGAUCUCCUGACAUUUAUAAAUGGUUCGUAAAUUAAGUCAGCUUGUCUAAGUUUCACACCAGCUUUACAUGGGAAGCUAUCAGGCAUAGAGGAGAGAAAGUUGAUUGGGUUUCUCUUGUCUGGUUUAAAGGUCAUACUCCAAAGCACGCCUUUCAUAUGUGGGUUACUCAACAGGAUAGGUUGCCUACUCGCGCACGGCUUGCUACUUGGGACCCAUGUAUUGAUGCAUCUUGCCUUCUUUGUGAUGGAUGUGCUGAGACAAGAGACCAUUUAUUUCUGAGAUGCAGCUUCAGUGAACAAGUCUGGCACCUUGUGACCAAACGUCUAAGCUACCGGCCUACUCUGUUCCAUACUUGGACAGCCUUUGGUGACUGGCUUAGUUCAUCAGACUCCACAUGCCCUACAACGCUCCGUUGGCUUGCUGCUCAAGCAACAAUCUACCAGCUCUCGGCAGAACGCAUUAAUAACCAUCUUCACAACACAACCUCUUCUACGCCUCAAAAGAUCCUCAAUGACCUAGACAGGCUAAUACGUAACUCAAUCCUUGCAAGGAAAAAGCGAAGGAAAUUCAGAGGUCUCAUGCAAGUUUGGCUAAAGCAUUUUUGAAAUGUUAAUUGGUGAUGUAUAAUACCAAUUUCAAAGUUUUUUUGGUGUUUUUAACUUUUUAUGGCAUCGUUUGGCUUGAUUGCAUAACUUUUUGUUUGUACAAAUUAGCUUCAUUUUAAUGAAAUUCACAUAUUUAUCAACAAAAAAAAAAGACUAUUAUGAAAUGAUAAGUUACUCAUACCAUAAAAGAAUGUC